AUGUCAACGCAAACUCUAAGUUACACAAGAGAAUCUUUAAUUGAUGAAAACCAACAUUUUGAUGAUUAUUACAUUGUUUGUGUUAAAUUAAAUGUUACUGAUACCUUCUGUCCAAAAUGGCUUGACAAAUUAGAAAGACUAAAAAAAUGUCUAAAUAUAUCGAAAGUAUUCGACAACCUAGAUAUGUUUUACAUCUAUCUAGAUUCAAUUAAUAAUGAAAAAAUAUUUGUGAUUUUGAUGACAGGACAUACUUCUGAAGAUUGGGCUUGGCAUAUGUUUAGACUUCCGUAUUCAUCGCCUGUAGACAUCAAUAAAUGUAUCUUCUAUCAUCCACAAGUUGUUCGUAUUUAUAUAUUUGAAAAUAACAAAUUAACACUGAACAUCGCAUUACAUCAAUUUCGUUCGAAAAAAAGUUUACUUAAAAGACAGCAAACAUUGUAUAUGACUAACAAUCAAGAGAAAUUAUGGAAUGAAGUAAGCGACACAACUACAGCCGAUGAAAUAGAUGUAAUUUGUUAUGACAAGAAUGUUUUGGACAGAUUUCACGAUGAGUUUCAUCGAUUUAACAGUUCAUCUUUUCACAAAUACAAUGUUUUCGAAGAAGUUAACCUCGUACUCAAGCACAUUGAUUUAUCUGCGUCACAAAAUAUCGUUUUAAUUAUUGUCGAUCCAUCCUUAAAUAAUGUAUUAAGAACUAUUAACAAUAAUAAAUAUUACUUCCUACAAAUAAAACUAAAAUCGAUUUAUAUCUACGAAAUCGACCGUGUUCAUCCAUCAUAUUUGUGUCAAAUGAUCUAUUUUAUUGGUCAAAAUGACUUAGUUAGUGUUUUAACUCAAGAUGCUGCAUCUGAUGCCGACUACCUAAAUUCAAAUGAACUUAUUUUCUCAAAGGAUGAAAAUGAAAUAUCUCUGAGAAGUUUAGAUAAAGUUCACUUCGAACUGUUAACUGAAUAUCUUACUUGCCUGCCUCAAACAGAGUCGUCAAAGAAAGAAAUGAUUGAGGAAUGUCGCAGAUGGUAUCAAAAUGAUUCGAUUGAGCAAAGAAAAAUUGACGAAUUCGAAGAAAAGUACUUUAGCGCCAAUGCAAUAUCAUGGUAUACAAGGAACAGUUUUCUUUAUCGUUCAUUAAACAAUGCAUGUCGUACAGAAAAUAUUGAUUUAAUCUAUACAUUCCGUUUUUAUAUUCAUGAUCUUUAUCAACGGCUCCGUCAAUUGCAUAUGGAUUUUAUUAGAGAUUUACAAGAUAUUAAUGCAGAUGUUCUUCAUCUCUAUCGUGGGCAGCGUAUGUCAUCUAGUGAGUUUCAAGAACUGAAACAAAACAUUGGCAAACUCUAUUCCACAACUACAUUUCUUUCGGCAACAUUUGACCCUGAUGCUGCACGUUUAUUUGCUUCAUUUUAUGAUGAUGACAAACAGUCAGAUUAUAAGAAUGUAUUAUUCAAAUAUAUAGUUAACCAUAAUCUUGGACAGACAAAACCGUUUGCUGACAUUUCAGAAGAAAGCGUUAUGCAACAUGAGCGGGAAGUAUUAUUUUGUAUGGGUAGCGUUUUUCGCAUUGAUUCAAUCCAACAGUCAAUAGAUAAUAACAUUUGGAAUGUAAAUGCUACUUUAGUAGAAAUAAAUGAGCAAAUUCAACCGGAAGAAACAAGCACACAAGUUCUUCUAAAAUUAGGUGAUUAUGCAGUCAUGAUAAAUGAAUUUGACAAAGCUGAACUUUUUUAUCACCAGAUUCUUGAAGAUGAUAAAGAGAAUAUCGAUGCCAUGAUUCAAGUUUACGAACGUAUUGCUCGCCUAUAUACAAUCAAGAAUGAGUAUUCAGCAGCAAUUGAAAUGUACCAAAAAAUAAUUGCUUUAAGCACAGAUUCACUCUAUAAAAAAGUUGAAAUUCAUAUGAAGAUUGCUCAAAUAUAUAAUAAAAUUUGCGAAUACGCACAAGCCGUUGUAUAUUUUGAGUUAGCGCUUGACUUCUUUGCCGAUAAAAAUUGCACUGAUUGUGCCAAAUUAUACUCUUGUAUUGGUGAUAUGCAUAGCAUACAAAGGAAUUGGUCAGCAGCACAACAAAACUAUAUGAAAGCACUUGUAGUUGAAAAUUGUCCCGAAGAAUUACGUGAUACAUGCAGGAGAAGCCUUCAAUGUGUUUAA
Messenger RNA from Rotaria sp. Silwood2, 2142 nucleotides. Lineage: Eukaryota; Metazoa; Rotifera; Eurotatoria; Philodinida; Philodinidae. The record is from the annotation of a GenBank genome assembly.